AUGAAGGGAAAACAGUUUGUGUUUGUUCCGCCAGAAACUCCUGAAGAAACUCCUGAAAAACGUCAGGAAUCAAGGUUAAAGAGAGAACCCAACAUGUUCAUCUCUUUUCGCAAAGAUAUGAUGAGAUAUAAACCUUAUAACAUGCCAAUGACAAAAUAUAGCCAGCUAGUAUCAGGAUGGUGGAAAAAGCUCUCAAAGGAUAAGAAAUCUGAAUUGCAAAAGCAAUAUCAAAUUAAAAGAGAUCAUAACCGUCAUGUAAAGUUAAAUCAAGUUCAAACGCAAGGGGAAAGUCUCUCAAAAGUUGAGAACAUUGAAAUGCAAUAUCAACCUAUAUCAUAUCAAACGCAAGCGCCGGCAGAUAUAGACUAUUAUUAUGUAUAUGGAUAUGACCCGGAUUUUAAUUAUUGUUAUGUCGAACCAGUACCAGUUCAAGAUUUGGUCCUUUUGGACAUUUAA
Messenger RNA from Funneliformis mosseae, 456 nucleotides. NCBI's taxonomy places the organism in Eukaryota, Fungi, Glomeromycota, Glomeromycetes, Glomerales, Glomeraceae. The record is from the annotation of a GenBank genome assembly.